CUGUUCUCGUGGCUGAAUUCCCUUCCUCGUCCUCCCCUCCACCCCAUCACCGUGUAGAAGGUGGAUUGACUUGGUAUACUAGCAAGAGUUUCCGGUUUUUAAAAAACAAAGAUGUUGGGCAUCUCAGCGCUUCUUCUGCAGCAGGACGUGGCCAAGCAAGCAGAAGAAAGACUUAACCUGAAAGAGAAAAGCAGCACAGAGAACUCAGCAAGCCUUGAAUGUGGCAGGGUCAGAACGAUGGAUCUCAAGUUCAACAGCUCCAGGAAAUACAUCUCUAUCUCUGUCCCAUCCAAAACCCAAACAAUGUCGCCGCACAUCAAGUCCAUUGAUGACAUUGUGGUGCUUGGCAUGAACCUCAGCAAGUUUAACAAACUUACUCAGUUUUUCAUAUGCGUUGCUGGAGUUUUUGUAUUUUACCUAAUAUACGGAUACGUACAGGAACUGAUAUUUUCAGUGGAAGGUUUUAAGCCUUAUGGCUGGUACCUUACUUUAGUGCAGUUUGCAUUUUACUCCAUAUUUGGCCUAAUAGAACUUCAGCUUACUCAGGACAAAAGGAGAAGAAUACCAGGAAAAACCUACAUGAUAAUAGCUUUUCUAACUGUGGGUACUAUGGGGUUAUCAAACACUUCCUUGGGCUACCUGAAUUAUCCCACCCAAGUCAUCUUCAAAUGCUGCAAAUUGAUCCCCGUUAUGCUAGGAGGAGUUUUCAUUCAAGGAAAGCGAUACAACAUUGCAGAUGUGUCAGCUGCGGUGUGUAUGAGUCUUGGCCUGAUCUGGUUUACCCUGGCUGACAGCACAAUUGCACCAAACUUCAAUCUGACAGGUGUGAUGCUUAUCUCCCUGGCACUAUGUGCAGAUGCAGUCAUUGGGAAUGUUCAAGAGAAAGCCAUGAAACUGCACAAUGCUUCCAAUUCUGAGAUGGUUUUAUAUUCCUACUCCAUUGGUUUUGUAUAUAUUUUGCUGGGGUUGAUGUGUACUAGUGGACUGGGCCCUGCAGCAGCAUUUUGUUCAAAGAAUCCCGUUAGGACCUAUGGCUACGCUUUCCUGUUCUCCCUCACUGGAUACUUCGGAAUCUCCUUUGUUCUGGCUUUGAUUAAAAUUUUUGGUGCGCUUCUUGCUGUGACAGUGACAACAGGGAGAAAAGCAAUGACCAUCGUCCUCUCCUUUGUGUUCUUUGCUAAACCGUUCACAUUUCAGUAUGUAUGGUCUGGCUUACUAGUUGUCCUAGGCAUAUUUCUCAAUGUUUACAGCAAAAAUAUGGAUAAAAUAAGACUACCAUCGCUAAACAAUCUGAUGAAUAAAUUCGUGGAAGGGAAAAAGUCAAGGACAUUGGCACAGAAUGUAUAGGCACUGGUUGAUCCUAUUUAUAGUAAAAUUUUAAGGGAAUAAUUAUUAAUUAACUUUCUAAAAGGAUUGGGAUAAAAACCAAUGGAUCUGAAGGCAUGCUGUCCUCUGAGGAUGGAUUCACGUGAGGUGGUUUUAUGGUAUCAGACUUUUCAGAACACUCAUUUGACUGACUUCUCAACCAAUCAGGAGCUCACAGCUGGUACACCUUAUGGUGAAACAUCAGUGUGAAAGACUGCACAUCUUAGCAGUGUCAGGAAUUUCACUGGAGACGGACCAUGUUGCAAGACAAAUCGGAAAUCUUUACAUGUCAGACAUUGAUGUGUAGUAGAAUGCGGUUUCGUUUUCAUUCCAUUUUGGUGGUGAUAUUUAAAUUGCUUCUCUGUUCUAAGAGUAAAUGGGUGAUUUAAAGUUUAGAGAAGAUAACAUUCAUUUAUCAAUAAAAUUAUCCAGUGAUUUUUUU
Nannospalax galili (Upper Galilee mountains blind mole rat) is the source of this 1807-nucleotide messenger RNA. It is a transcript of the gene Slc35b3, whose product is annotated as solute carrier family 35 member B3. The transcript is spliced from 10 exons. Gene Ontology annotation, cellular component: endoplasmic reticulum membrane; Golgi membrane. The record is from RefSeq and is a predicted model, not a curated record. Gene Ontology annotation, molecular function: 3'-phosphoadenosine 5'-phosphosulfate transmembrane transporter activity. NCBI's taxonomy places the organism in Eukaryota, Metazoa, Chordata, Mammalia, Rodentia, Spalacidae. The coding region runs from base 112 to 1347 and encodes 411 amino acids. Gene Ontology annotation, biological process: transmembrane transport.